Molecule: messenger RNA, 524 nt
Organism: Contarinia nasturtii (swede midge)
Lineage: Eukaryota; Metazoa; Arthropoda; Insecta; Diptera; Cecidomyiidae
Product: zinc finger protein 2-like
Exons: 2
Biological process (GO): regulation of transcription by RNA polymerase II
Molecular function (GO): DNA-binding transcription factor activity; RNA polymerase II cis-regulatory region sequence-specific DNA binding
Source: RefSeq, a predicted model, not a curated record
AUGGUUGAACGUUUAGAAACUUUUCCAGUUUCUGAUCAUAACAAUGUCGUCAAAAAUAAAUUGAAAAUGGAAGAUACGGAAGUGGAUGACGGCAUUGGGGUUGAUGUCAAUCAAGAUAAUUGGGCAGCAGUUGUAGAACCUUCUCCUUAUUCUAUUGAGAACACCAAAUCUGGUUCAGAUAUGUUGAAAAAUACAACACGACCAUCAUCAUCAUCUUCAUCAAACCAGUUGGAUUCAAAGAAACAAAAUAAAUGCUGUCAGCUAUGUGGAUAUUCCAAUAAGCACAAGAAUGGGAAUCUUAUACGUCACAUGCGUACUCACACCGGUGAGAAACCAUUUCGAUGUGAUAUUUGCCGCAAAAACUUCUCGAGAUUGGAAAAUUUGAAGCAGCACAAAGUGACCCACAUCAAAGAAAUUCCGUUCCAUUGCCGCGGCUGUUUCGAUGGAUUUUCACAAGAGACCGAAAGAGACGCCCAUGAAAAAGUGUGCAAAUCGCGUCGAUAUGAAUGCCAUAUCUGCAAGAA